Meloidogyne enterolobii is the source of this 285-nucleotide messenger RNA. The record is from the annotation of a GenBank genome assembly. Lineage: Eukaryota; Metazoa; Nematoda; Chromadorea; Rhabditida; Meloidogynidae.
AUGAGCAAAAUACGAUCAAAGCGUUCAAAUCCCUCCUGUAAAUACAAUAUCGAAUUUGAUUCAAGAAAACAAUGGCCACAAUGUGCAGAUAUAAUUAACAUUAUUAGAGAACAGGGCCAAUGUUCGGGGUGUUGGGCAGUUGCAAGUUCAUCUGUGUUUACUGAUCGAUACUGUAUUGAGAGAGCUAAGAAAGGCUUAAAAACGCCAGUUUCUGAUCCUGAUAAUCAAUCAUCUGAUGAGGAAAUUCUUAGUUGUACAUUACCAAAUUACGGGUUAGUGCCUUAA